CGGUCCCCGAGGCUAAAACCGUCGCUGCCGCCGCCCGGACCGGAGCCCGCUGAGCCGUCCCGACCCGCUCCGAGCUCAGCCGACCCGAGCCGUGCCAAGCCUGCCAGUGAGUGCCGAGCCGUGCCUGUCGCAAUGGCUGAUGAGCUUGGUGAGCUGCUGCGAGAGUUUGAGGAGGUGAUGGAGGACUUUGAGAGGGGCCCUGCCUGUCAGUAUGAGCAGCACCUGCAGGAGCUGAAGAAGAAAGCAGGGCACAGUGUCUACGACAGUGGCAUCGACGAGCUGGAGAGUACCAGCACAUCCCCAGGCAGCAGUCUCAACUCCAGUGAGGAGGACCUCAACACCCCUGCCAACACCUACCCCACCAAAGCCAAGCUUGGAGACACGCAGGAGCUGGAGGAGUUCAUUGCAGACCUGGAUAAAGCCCUGGAGGAGAUGUGAGAAGUGUUCCU
Messenger RNA from Dryobates pubescens (Downy woodpecker), 449 nucleotides. RefSeq names its product regulator of cell cycle RGCC. The record is from RefSeq and is a predicted model, not a curated record. Gene Ontology annotation, biological process: regulation of cell cycle. NCBI's taxonomy places the organism in Eukaryota, Metazoa, Chordata, Aves, Piciformes, Picidae. The coding region runs from base 133 to 438 and encodes 101 amino acids. Gene Ontology annotation, molecular function: protein kinase binding; protein kinase activator activity. Gene Ontology annotation, cellular component: cytoplasm. The transcript has 5 exons.